Anguilla anguilla (European eel) is the source of this 3090-nucleotide messenger RNA. Its product is annotated as forkhead box protein O6-like. Lineage: Eukaryota; Metazoa; Chordata; Actinopteri; Anguilliformes; Anguillidae. Bases 2074 to 3090 code for a protein of 338 amino acids. Gene Ontology annotation, biological process: regulation of transcription by RNA polymerase II. The record is from RefSeq and is a predicted model, not a curated record. Gene Ontology annotation, cellular component: nucleus. Gene Ontology annotation, molecular function: RNA polymerase II cis-regulatory region sequence-specific DNA binding; DNA-binding transcription factor activity, RNA polymerase II-specific. The transcript has 3 exons.
GUUCCUGGCUGUCAAGUUCAACCCAAUCAGGAGGCGGCGCUGUGGUUCGCGGCGUGGGCGGAAUCCCCUCGGUCAAUGUAGCAAUCGGAGAGAGUAACACACGUGGGUCAUGCACGGGCUGCUAUUGACUGUGACAUCCACAACAAUUCCGCCCGCUGCUCUGGAGUAAGACACAGACCGUGAGCAGGCGAUGCCGCCGCUAUGACACAUUCUGCCGCUGGUCAGUCGCUGGGAUGAUGUCUCGGAGAACUAUUUUACCUCGCUUUCCGGUAGCUCUAAGCAGUGCGAUAUUCAACUAGAUAACAAUAAUACCUCUAUCCCCAUCUUUCUCGUUUCUCGAGCGACUGGUGUCGGAUUAGAGUUCGGCUCAUCUAAUCUGCCGUAAUCUCGACUAAAUCUAUCUAAUUGUGCCGGCAAAGCACAUCCCCGGAGUUUGGUUGUUCUGUGCUGGGAACAGGGAUCCACGGCCGCGAACCCGAGAAACGAUUCUGCAGCAGCGCAUCCUGACGGACAGAGACCUUGGAUAAGCACCAAGCGCCUAGCGACCUAUAGUCAUAGCAACAGGUUGCCAAGUACUACAUACUACGAAUUUGGGAGAGGAAUACUACUCGAGGCUUGACAGCAUGUCACCAGCCGAGGAACGGGAUGGCAGAGUGUGGAUAGGAAUCACAGCGCCGACUGUGUGACCUGCUACGUCUUUUUUUUCUUCUAAUCCGGCAUUUAACGUUGAAUGAGACGGCGAAUCUACGAACGUGCCCCGGAUAACCCGCGCGCUGUGGCAGCUGGCACGGCGAAUGACACAUUCUUACAUUAUUGGCAAAGGAGACACUGGGCGCCUCCCGCUUUCCGCGUGGGGAGGGGGGAUUUUGGCUGCCGUUCCCUACUCGUAGUGAGGGUUUUGUCUUGUAUGAGGAGAGAAUAUAAAAUCGCCACAUUCCCUUCAAUGCCUAUGGAUUAACGCGGGGAGAAGAGGCGCUAGUUUUGGCUAGUCUUGUCGCAGCUCGCGGUCUCCCCCCCCCCUCCCCCCUGCAAAACCUGUUCUGGAGGGAGUGAUUUCGUUCAAGCUUCGCCCAAUUAUCUGAUAGCAGCAUUUAUUAAACCCCAUAACCCAAGCGCGUCAUCCUUUUACAAUCACGGCGCUAGGUUGUGUGUGUGUGUGUGUAAUAGGACUGCGAAGGCAAGAACAAAACAAAUUUUUUUUGUAACUUUUUUUUGGAAAAUCAUUAGAAUCGCGCUAAAUUAAAAUAAAUAAAAAAAACACUGAGGUGAAAUGACAUAUCCGAUCGGGGCUAGGACGCUUGGGAUGGAAGAGGCUUCAGCGGACCGGAGCUGCUUGGCUGAUUUUGUCUGGAAUUCUGCCGCUUUAUAAAUGAUUCACGCGACCCGAUUUUUUUUAAAGAGUCUAAUUGUCAUCACGGUGGGAUAUUAGCAGUUGCGUGAGUGUGCUCCAGCGCGUGCAUCGCCAGUUACACAUUGCCGAGGUGACGGCGAUCUCUAGACUUGGGGGGACAAAUUGGGAAAAUACCCUUUCAAAAUGAAGUACGUGUAUCUUUAUUGAUUGGUCUUUGUUUCUUUUCACAUUUUUUGUGGAUCUUUUUUGACUGCUUGCGACCAGACCUUCUUCGCUGACUGAAUGAUCAUCUGUUGCUGCAACCGGCGCGAUUAAGAAGGGAUACAUGUUUUUUUAUUUCAUCAUUGACAGGAUCUUGGAUUCGGUGUAACUGUGGAAUGUAGAGGCUGAAUUUAUAAUUUUACGACUUUUACCAUUUCAGGGACUAGAAUUUCAGAGAGAUUGGAGACGAAAAUGGGAGAAAGAAUAUUACUACUGUUGUUGCUACUGUUGUCGUUGCAUGUCAGUCUCUGAUACUGCAGGCUAGCCGUACAUAAUGGUUCUUCCCGACGCUGCCGGCUUCUUUGAGAUACUCGCCUAAUUCCUUAUCAAACCAGACUGUAUCAUCUCUGCUGAGGAACGGGGUUUUUGACGUUUAGCAUUAGGAACAAUAAUCAAAAACGCCCGCUGGAUUUAUUUAAACAAAUUUUCCACCCCUGUCGGUCCUGUGUAAUUGAGGAUAAAUGUUGAUGAUGGAGGAGGACAACGAACUGGAGGCGCAUCAGGUUGAAAUCGAUCCCGAUUUCGAGCCACAAAGCCGGCCGCGAUCCUGCACCUGGCCGCUGCCAUGUCCGGAGGAUUUCCCCGGAGGAGACGAGGUUACCGGGGGUCUCCCACUGUCUUCCAUAAAGGUGGAGCCGGAUAAUGUUCCCGCAUGCAGAGGCGAGCGAAGCGGCGGCGCGCCGGCGGAACUGAAACAUCCAGCCGGCGCCCCGGCUCCCGCUGCCGGCGCCCUCCCGUGCCUGGCCGGCGCUGCGCUCGACGUGGCCGGUCAGUUGCGCAAAGCCAAGUCCUCGAGGCGAAACGCGUGGGGUAACCAGUCCUACGCGGACCUCAUUACCCGGGCCAUCGAAAGCACCCCGGAAAAAAGACUCACGCUGUCACAAAUAUACGACUGGAUGGUCCGAUUCGUUCCCUAUUUCAAGGAUAAAGGAGACAGCAACAGCUCGGCGGGCUGGAAGAACUCCAUCCGGCACAACCUGUCCCUGCACACUCGUUUCAUUCGCGUGCAGAACGAGGGAACGGGGAAGAGCUCCUGGUGGAUGCUGAACCCGGAGGGGGGCAAGGCGGGCAAGGCGCCGCGCCGCCGGGCCGUCUCCAUGGACAACAGCGCCAAGUACCUGAAGAGCAAAGGGCGAAUCAGCCGCAAGAAGGUGGCGGCGGGCCGGGCGGGGCUGGGGGCGGGGCUGCAGGGCUCUCCGGAGCAGGGCAGCCCCGCGGGGAAGGGCGGGGCGGCGGUGGGGGGCGGGGGCGGGGGCGGGGCGGAGGAGUUCGACGCCUGGACGGACCUGCACUCCCGGGGCAGCUCGUCCACCUCCACGCUGAGCGGCCGGCUCUCCCCCAUCCUGGCGGAGGCGGAGCUGGAGGAGGGGGAGGAGGAGGGGGGCGUGUCCUGCUCCGCCUCCCCGCGGCUGUACCCCAGCCCCUCCAGCGCCCGCUCCCCCGCGCUGGGCUGCCCUAAGUUGAAGGGAAAAGGUUAA